Messenger RNA from Hypoxylon fragiforme, 2099 nucleotides. RefSeq lists its product as uncharacterized. Bases 575 to 1591 code for a protein of 338 amino acids. The transcript has 2 exons. The record is from RefSeq and is a predicted model, not a curated record. NCBI's taxonomy places the organism in Eukaryota, Fungi, Ascomycota, Sordariomycetes, Xylariales, Hypoxylaceae.
AGCCCUGGUACGCAGGCACCCAGGUGAGCAUGGGUAAAGAGAGGGAGUGUGUGUUAAACCCCUGUCCAAAUUAUUAUUACACCACAGCCAGAAGGGAAAAAAAAAACCACGACGAAAAGUCCUGACAGAUCACCUUUCGUUACUCCGUACUUAAAGCACCGACCCUACACACCAUCUCUUUAUUUUCCUCCCCUACCUUCACAUACCUACUCCUUCACAACUAUAUCAGUAAAUUAACCCUCUUGAAUUAGCUAUUCUAUUCAAAAAGAUUGUUUCAGACAUUCAGUUACCCACAAAGGGCCAGAAAUUGAACACCAAAACCACUAUUCUGUCUUUGAUACCGCCGACUGACAACUUCGCGCUGGCAUCUUACGAAAGGAUCACUAUCAACAACUCCAUAUAUACCCAUAAACGUUUACGCGACUUAUCGUCGACUGAAAUUGUUCUGGCUGAGGCCACCCACCCUACCGGAUCGCAUUCUGUCAGCAACACCCGAAGGAACCGUCCAGCACCUCGAGUUAUCCAACCGAACCCACCGCGCAUUAGUCGCACCAAUACGUUGCAAUCAGACACGAUGUGCCAUAAGAAUGUCUUCGCCUGCGUCUACCCUGACAACAAAAGGGUAGAGCAGGUUAAGUAUGACCUGUGCCAGGAUUCUCGCCAUGGCCAACCGUGCAUGUUCACCAAAACAUUUCAACACCCGGUUGAAUAUAAGCGCGCUGGUCAAUUGAACCCAACACUCAACCUCAGUCAAUUCCCCCCUACGCCACCACUAUCGUCGCAUUCCGCGUCUGCCUCCGACUCGGAACACUCUUCCAAAGGGCGAUCACUUUACAGCAACAGCGACAAAUCCGUCACCAGCAACAGGCGCUUGUCGCGCGCCGAUAAGAGCGAUCGCACUGCCUACAUCGAGGACCCCGAACUGUCGCGCUCGCCACCGCGCAGAUACAGUGUGUCGCGCAACGUUCCUCCUAGCCCUAAGGAAGAGCCGGCUCAUAUCCGCGAGGUCCGACAGCGUGACAGGACUUCGGAGGAGCGCGAGCGUUCAAGCCCAUCCCAGUACCAUCCCACUACCAUUGAGGUCAAGGUGUUCAACGAACCACGACAGAACAGCCACCGCCGAAAUGGCUCAAGCAAGUCAAGCACGCAAUCACAAGACAGCGAUGAUACUGAAGGUCGUCGCCGACGACGAGAAAGCCAUGUUCGAUUCGAGGAUGACGAGAAGAAGAAGAAGGACAUCCUCUCGGAGAUCACUCGAGCCAAUGAGGCCAUUGCGAGCCGACCUGCUGUCCCAGCAGCUAUUACCGCUCCUCCACCAUCGAACACCAAACCCGUCAAUCCCAAGCCCGCCAAUACCAAAUAUCGCAGAGGUUCAGUCGUUGUUGACCGAUCCCAGACGGCGUUAGUGCCGUUAAUGGAUCAGCUAAGCCUAGACCGGGAGAAGAAGCGGCGGGAGAAGCGGGCCGCGCAAGAGAAACGUGAGCGCGAAGAAGAAGAAGCGCAAAAGCAGCGAUUGCUACAGCGAAUGGCGCCGACUCGUCGAGUUGGGCAGAAAACCCUACAGGACGACGGCGCAUACUACUGGGAUUAAACGCGACAAAAAUCAACAACCUACCAAAAAAAUUAGUGUAAACCAAGGGAUGAGAUCAAAAUCUUACAUGUAGAAAAACAAAGGAGGGCAUGACGGCGCUGGCUAAUUGGAUGAUACCUCGCGGGUUUGAUUAUUUUGGCUUCUUACUCAAGUACAGUAGAUAGAUUAGAUAGUAUGGUUUUAGGGCUAUUUUCCUUACAUUGUUAUCAUUGUCUGUAUUCAUUAUUCAUUACAUUGAUGUUAGGUAUAUCAUUGUUGUUGUUGCGCAUCAUUUCAUUUACAUUAGAAACGGGCGCAUAUACAGGGCAUGUAAGGGGAUACUAUUAUGUACUACAUUGAUGGAAGAGAAGACGAAGAAAAAUAUGAAGCAUAUUAUUUACGGUCCGGUCUCUGUGUCGCUAUUCGAUACCAUAGCAACGAUUGCAUGAUGCAGGAAAUUAGAUUAGCCUUAUAGACAGACAGACAUAUAACUAGUGUACAUCCAAUAAGCAUUUUAUUUGGAUGCAAU